UUAGCUGUUAUCAAUUCUAAGGGCAAUAACUCUUAUGAUGGUGCUGAGGAGAUGCAUUAUAAUUUUUUCAGAUGAGUAUUCUGAGAUGGUGUGAAACUGGAUUGGUGUACUGCUUUACGUUAAAGAUUAUGGUGUUGAGAUGAUGGAGUAGAGAUGUUCUGGGUACAAUACACACUCAUUCUUUUUACUGUGUUAGCUGCCGUCCUCCUACCAUGUCUGUCUGUCCAAAAAGCAGUCAUCAUAGAGGACCCCUGUACUGAUGGUCAAAGGUACACACUAGGCCGUGAUGGGUUGAUUGUCAUCAAGGCAGAUGGGAACAAGUUUUUUACUGGUUCCUGUGUGGUGACAUUACGAGCAGAGGACCCUCGCUAUCAGUGCUCUAAGCUAUGCUUUACUGUAGACACUUUCAAGCUUCAGGUCUGCGAUCUUCGACUUGCCUUCUAUGAUACCGGUGUGUGGAAUUAUGGGUCAUCACCAGCAGCUUGGGUUGGAGGCUGUGGCCCAAAUCAGAACAUUCAGAAUAAAAAAUGGUGCAGUUCAGGCAGCACAGCCACAAUUCGACUGGAGAAUAUGCGUGGUUUUGCAGUCAGCAUGGUCCAGAAAUAUUCCUUCUAUAUGACUGCUGUGUCAAUUUGUUCAGAGGAUGCCAGAAUACCGCAGGAACAGGUGUCCGAGCCAGCGUUUGGGGGUAGUGUGAGUGUGACCGUGAUCAUCAUUAUUGCUGUGCUGGGCUGUGUCACCAUCUGUACCUGUGUGGUUGUCAUAUUCCUGGUGUGGUAUGUUAAACGUCGCACUGCCAUGGAACGACAGGGAACAAAUGAUUAUCGCAACCACACAAUACAUAUACCAGAAUCCGGGUCAGAUAAUUAUCACCCAGUUCAGGCCACAGACAAUGGUUGUCAUGGUGAUGAGGAGACCAGUGAUUUAAUGAAGGAAUCAACACAAAACAACAGGAUAUGGCAGGAGCCCAGUGCCCCACCCCAGGAGGGGGAGGGAGAGGGCCCCCAGAACCAGAGACCACCAAGUUAUUGCAGCACACCCCCAGAGUACAGGCCCUUUCUUCUCAGCAAUGAACAGGCUUCCUCUAAUGGGGAAAACAUUUGAGAUCAAACUUCAUCUUUUCUCAAGAGUUUAAUAAAAUAUGUAUUGUAUGUAUAUUCUGCACUUUACCUGUCAUCCAACGGAAGGGCAGUCUUCUAUUUUUAUCUGGGUCAAUCUGUUUAUUGUUUUCAUACAUUCUUGUUUUCAAUGUAUGUGUGUAUUGGUUAAAACCAAAAAGUUUUGUCAUUAAAUGUCAAUGUGUUUUUAACUGCAAAGUUAUCAAUAAUCAAACUGAUUUCAUGCACCUUCAAAUAUUCAUUUCUACAAUAUGACUGCACUCAUAAACUCAAUCUUACAUAUGUUUACAUUCUCUUGAUAAAGCAAGUUCUGAAAAAAAAUCACAUUGUGCUUUUAGCAGCUACAAUAUAAUAUUUCUAUGAUUUAUGAUGCAAAUUAUAUUUUCGUAUAGAGUUUUCAUGAAUGUUUUCAUAAAUGUGCAUUUACAUGACUUUGUGAGGAGACUUGUAAAUAGUUCAUACAGUGUUCAAUACAGAACAGUUAAUUUUAUUACUACACAACCUUAGUUGCAGCCUAGGUCAGUAUUACAGAGGCAAUUAACCAUCCCAUCCUUAGUUUUCUCUGUAAAAAGCUCUGUGCAAUAUUUCGUAUCAAAUGUGUUGACAUUUUAAAGAGUCUCAAAUAAAGAAUAACUUGUGCUCAACAGAAGACCUGUAUGUACUGUAUGUGCUCCAUGUAAAUCUCCUGAUUAGCUUUCUUCUCGCUGUACAAUGCAUUGUGAAACUGCGAGAGGAUUACCAUAUUUGUUCAUGUGCCAUAUUUGAUCCCCCCCCCCCCCCCCAGGUCAUUUUCAGUGUUAAUGACAUUCUAAUGGUUGUUUUGUAUUAAGCUGUCCAGCAUCUAGUGUCAUAAGAAGAUUAUGAAAGAAGUUGAAGUGAAAAUCAUGUGUAAUCUCACAAAAUAGAGGUGCAGACAAGUAUAGAGUAAAGAUUUUAUUAUGUUUUUUUUUUAAUCAUUAUUAUAAUUGUAUGGUUGAAUCUCAAAUUUUGUUUUACGAUAUAUAUUUAUCUUGUUUGUAACAAUCUUUAUUUUUUGUAUGAGGUCAUUUUCAGUGUUAAUGACAUUCUUAUGGUUUUUUUGUAUUAAGCUGUCCAGCAUCUAGUAUCAUAAGAAGAUUAUGAAAGAAGUUGAAGUGAAAAUCAUGUGUAAUCUCACAAAAUAGAGGUGCAGACAAGUAUAGAGCAAAGAUUUUAACACAGUUCCUAUGCUGCUUGCAGACACAGAGAAAUUAUACUUUUAAUUGUCAUCUGUCCCUCCUUGUCUCAAUGGAGUCCCUCCAUGUGUGGGUGGGAUCACAAUUUUACAGCAAAAGUCAAAACUUUUAUGAAUAUUCAUCACAGUGCAGUUUAAUAUCUGACAGACAAGGCCGUACCUAAGAUCUUCUGUUUGAGGUCAAGGUUACAUCUAGAAUCAUCUGAUCAAGGUCACAGGUUAUUUAAGAUUAUGCUAUAGUCGUAGAGUACUAUUGGAUAUGGUCAGCGAUAAGGAUAUAAGGAAGUACAGAAACUGAGAGAAUACAAAGAAAACGUCAGAUAGGGUUGCCAUGGUACCUCUGCAUUAAAGUGAUAUGGUUUUUCCAGUGAACUUUAGUUAAAGCUCUUUAAGAAAAGCAAUUAUAGGCUUGAAAACAUUUAUUAUUCGGCAAAUAGCAUGGCUGAAGUAGGAAUGUGAUAAUUUUCAAAAUAUAAUUUGAAACAGCUGAUUUAAUUUAGUAUUGAUUUGCGAAGGAUAAGAAAUGUCGCACAGGUAUCCACAAGUUCAAGCACCUGUAAGUCAAACGUGUGUCAUUCAUAUAAAAUUGUUAAUAAACAUUUUGAAUAAUAUGUUUUACGUAUUUAAGGUUGUAUUCUGUUUUAUUAUUGUUAAUUUAGUUUUGUUUUUGCUUGACUAGUCUUGGCCAAUCCUUGAUGUUGUGACAUUUAUUGGCCGACAUAAUUGGCCUAUCCUCAUGCUAUGCCUGUCUCAUUUUCAAGGAUAGGCAGGGCAUGAUAUGAAAAUAUUAUGUACUCACAAUGGAUUUUUCUCAUACUUUAUAAAGUCAUAGCAUAGUGGACCCUCAAUACAAAUCAUGUGAGGGUUCUUGUCAAUGAAGGGAUUUUUUUGGCUUGGAAGAGUUACCUCUUCUGAAAUCGAUUUUAGUCCUGUUGAACUUUCUUGGAGUAAAAUUCACACAAACUGUAGGGAAUGAUUACCCUUUCAAUAAUUUUUCAGAAUCCUCUCCAUAUUUUAAGAAUUCCAAUGAAUUAUGCAAAUCAAAUUUAUUCUGAUUAUUUCAUCAAAAUUCAAUGGUGGAUGAAAUUGAGUAAAUAAAAAAAAACCCAACAACAACAGAAUCACACCUUAGCAAUGUUUUAAUUUGCUUGGGAUUGAGAGACUUAUCACUGUGACAUCACAAUGUACCUUAGAGCUACAACAUCAUAACCUAGCUAUGAGACGUAACAUAGUUUAGUAGGCUAUGAUGUCAUACAUGUAGCUAGCAAAGCGAAGACAGCCAUUAUCCUGUCAGAUGUGAAGUCUCUCGGACGUAAUAUAUUUCAAUCCCGUGAUUAGUGUCCUGCCUAUUCUCAAUGAAAUACAGCCAUUUCUAGUCUUUGUUUAAGCAUUAGAUAAUAAAAUCAUGCAAGAAAAUAGGGUAAUAAGAGGAGUGUUGUUUUUGUUUACACAUGCAUGUUGGGAGAGGCUUGUGUGUACUUCUGUAAAUAUAAUAAUGAGCGAGUCAUUUAUUUCCAUUCUUUUGAGUCUGGCAUUUACAAAUCCUUUUAUGUACAAAAUAUUAUACACACUGUAACACAGCUAAAUGGUGAAGGGAACAUACACUCAUGUGACUGACAAAAAUUAUCAAAGUUUUUAAAAAUAGAAUGGUUCUUUUCACCGAUUAUUAUUCCAACACUGACCUACUAAUUAUCAGCAGAGAUCGAGAUAAAUGCCUGUAACUCCCCAUAAGCUUUUUUUAGUGGUUAGAAAAGACUUUCUGAAUUUGGUUUACAAAUCAGUAAUAUAGCGUAUUGUGUCGUAAUAUUUUCAAACUUGGUGGACUUUAUCUUUAAAGCGAGUUCAAAAUUUUGAUCCUCGCAGUAAUUCAUAUAGUACCCAUGAAGUCCCCAGCAGUGAAUAAAGUCCAUUACCCCACCAGUCAGAAGCAGAUAUACAGUCUAGUCUUGUUAUUUCAAGUUUUAGAAAGUGUUCAUGAAGAUUUUUUUUUUUUACUGCACUAUUUUUUAAUCACUGGGUAUAUAACAACAUUGGGAUAUGUGGUGAUUAAAAUGCUCCUCUAAUUUCCCGUGGAACAUUUCUGAGGGAAAUUGUUAUAUGAUCGGAGAUUGUAAAACAGAUUAUGAAGUAAAUCACUAAGUCUGAGAAAUUAAGAAUAUUUGUUAUAUACUGGAUCUCCAAUUAAAGAAUUUAGUGCAGUGUUAUUUUUGAUAAAGGGUAUAAAUUAAAGAUACUCCGAGCAGAAUUCUUGUAGAAAGGUUGAUUUCCUUUGCGCCGGAUGUUAAUUACAUCAAGCUUGUUGUUCUAUGUAUAUGGAUAAAUGUGUAAUUACAUUAUUGGCAUAAUUAAUAUUUUGUUAUGUACAUGUAGUACAAAUGUGUUAUUUUUUCAUGCAUUGUAAUUCAUGAAUUGUCAUUUAUAUACAGUGUACAUGUAUAGUUAUGAACAAAUAUAAUACAUUUUAAUUGAUAAAA
Ostrea edulis (European flat oyster) is the source of this 4805-nucleotide messenger RNA. RefSeq lists its product as uncharacterized. Lineage: Eukaryota; Metazoa; Mollusca; Bivalvia; Ostreida; Ostreidae. The transcript has 6 exons. Bases 154 to 1104 code for a protein of 316 amino acids. The record is from RefSeq and is a predicted model, not a curated record.